Molecule: messenger RNA, 3521 nt
Organism: Monopterus albus (swamp eel)
Lineage: Eukaryota; Metazoa; Chordata; Actinopteri; Synbranchiformes; Synbranchidae
Gene: rgs20
Product: regulator of G protein signaling 20
Exons: 5
Coding region: 284-946 (220 amino acids)
Source: RefSeq, a predicted model, not a curated record
UUACGCCUCUCCCUUUUCGUGAUCGCAAACUGACAUGCAGCCAUUCAUGCCCGAAUAGUCCGAUUCUAAAGUCUCUCUCAGACAAGGCAGGCACGGACCUGCACAGUAAACCUGUGUCAGGCUGUUCGGGGUUUACGCUCUUCACUGGGCUACUACGAGUUGGGCAGAAGACGCAUGCGUACUGAUUUGAAGCAGCCGGUCGGGAUAAAGGCGUUAUGUACCAUCGGAUGUAAUCAAGGCAAAGAAUUACCUCUUCUCGCUGUGCAUACAUGGUGAAAUUCCCAUGGGAUCAGAACGGAUGGAGAUGCGAAAGAGGCAGAUGUCGGUGCAGCAGGAGUCAGCAACGGGGGGAACUGCACCGGCUCAGCAGGGCCAGCCAGGCCAGGCCAACCCACGGGGCUCGAAUGCAUGUUGCUUCUGUUGGUGUUGCUGCUGUAGCUGUUCCUGGAAUGAAGACCGGGAUGAUAGGAACCGAAAGGCAUCUUAUGACAUUAAGGAAGGGACCGCAGACUGUGAAGACUGCCCUAAGCCCACACUGGAGGAGGUGCGCUCAUGGGGGCAGUCAUUUGACAAGCUGAUGUGUUGCCCAGCAGGGAGGAACUCCUUCCGACAGUUUCUUCGCACUGAGUUCAGCGAGGAGAACAUGCUCUUCUGGCUAGCCUGUGAGGAAUUCAGCAAAGAGACCAAUAAGAGUGCGAUAGAGGAGAAGGCUCGGGUCAUCUAUGAGGAUUACAUCUCUAUUCUCUCGCCUAAAGAGGUAAGCCUUGAUUCCCGUGUGCGAGAGGCGAUCAACAGGAACAUACUGGAACCCACCUCGCACACGUUCGAUGAUGCCCAGCUGCAGAUCUACACACUAAUGCAAAGAGACUCGUAUCCCCGCUACAUGAACUCCCCAGCCUACAAAAACCUGCUCAACACUCUGUCAGAGCAGUCCCCUGAAUCUUAGGAUGAUGAUGACCUGUGAUGUUUUAACUCUCUUAAUGCCCUGUCCCCCUCCAUCCUUAACCCCCUUUCUUAAAAUUUUCUUUAUGUUCAGUAUAGGAUUACAUUAACCAGGCCUCAAGCCUGGCCCCUCCCAGGGAUCUCAGCGCUAUUGUGAUCUGCACCUGACCGAAGACACUCAGGUCUCAAAAUCUCCCGAGGGCUCGACAUCACAAGUACUGCUACAGAUCAACAUAGCAAAACACUCCAAAGGAAUAUGAAUACAUUUUAGUUUCUGGUUUCCUUUUCUUUCUUUUGAUAGAAAUAAUCUAUUUUAUUUGUGUUCAGAGUUUUUUAUGGUCUGUUGUUUUUUGUAUGAUUGUUUGGGGGGGGAAUGAUUCCUACUGUAGACUAUAUAUUUAUGAGUUUGUAAAUAGUAAAAAUGGAAUUGUGGGUAUUUUAUGUGGAAACGCCUGGUUCUAUUUACUGCGUAUGAAAAUCAAAGCUCAAGUCAAAGGCUACAUGUUAGCUGUACUUGCAGGCAGCUUGGUGGGGUACUGUAUGAUUUUACCUUGGUUUCACCCUGUUUUGUUACCUAACCUCACACUUUGGUUCCUGUGAGAGUGACUUGGCAACUCCAGUUCACGUAGAAACUGUGCGUGAUUGAAGUGUGGUUACUGGUGAAGUUACAGAAAGUGACAAGAGCUUUUGUCACAGUGUGCAAUGUGUUUCCUUAAGAAACAUCUAUGAUGGAAGGGUAUUUUAACUGUCUUUAUUCAAUAUUAAACCCAGAGGUCUGCCUAUUUAAGAUUUUAUUUAAAUUCAAGUGUUACUCAUUGCACACCAGAUAUGUUUAAUAGUUUUACCUGUGUGACAUAAGAAGUAAUUCUAUUUACCAGAUAAUGUAUUUUUUUAUUUUAUUGAUAUCAAUUGCCAAUACAGAAAAACCAAUAAGUACAAAUUAUAUUACAGAGUACAGUCCUAUGGUGAAGUAAACUGUUAAGUCCUGGUCAGAAACUGAAGAAAUAUGUGUAUGGGUCUGUAAAUUUUUAAUAACCUUCUAGGAAAUUGCAAAGAACUAUGUAAUUUUGUACUAAACAUUAAGAAAAUACAAAUUUUAUUGGAAGAAAAUGCAAGUGAAUAUUCAUUUAUUAUUGAAAACCUUCCAGGAAAUAUGCUUAUUUGUAUUUUUUUAAACUAAGCAUUAGAUAAGACUGAUGCCACUCUUUGUUUGAUUAAUAUGAAGUCACAUCCAGCAGGUGGCUAGCAUAGCUUAUGAGAAAGACUGAAAAUCAGGAAACUGCUAACGUCUAAAACAACAACAUCUAAUGAGUAGCACCUCUUAAGCUUGAUAAUGAACACUAUAUUGUCUUUAAUUCGUAGAAUAACCUGAGUGUAAAAACAGCAUGCAGUUUUGUCAGGCUGUGUUAUAUGUUGAACUAUACUGUGUGCACCUGAGCGACCAGCCUGCUGUAGCAUGACCUGUAGUUUUACAUUAAACUCGAGAGUUUUAUCGAUGUUCUCAUCAACCAGAAAGCACAUACUUCUCGAAACAUACUAUAGAUAUGUAGGUUAUGCAGGUACUUAACUGGAAUUAAUUAAUUAGAAGUGUGCCAUUUGAACUGUCUAUUUCAGUAACAAUUACUACUAAAUUACAUAGUUCUUUCCAGAAAAUCUGUUGGAAAUUAGUAAGAAAUCACUCAGAAAUGACAGAUCUGUGAAAUAAAAAAAAAGAAUUAAUAAAAUUUGUGUGGGAUUGACAUUUUUGACAGUGGUUGCACCACCUUGGAUGCUUUUGACUAAAAAAAAUUGUAUAAAUAGCAUAUCUGCUAUAUUAAAUUGGCUAUCAGUUGAAAAUGACACUGGGGACAGCAGGGUAACACCAAAGCUACCAUGUAAACUGUGUUUAUAUGUUUCUCGAGAGUGUUUCCACUGACUAAAAUUGGAGUUGCCAAGUGUUAAAUACUUCAAUGUAUUCUGAUUUCUGAGAGAUUUAGUUGAAUUAUUUUGUUGCCUCACAAACAUGUCACUCAAAGACAAGAUCCUCACAUGGGGAAGUGCCUUGACAUUCAAUUUUAUGACAUCUUUCUCAUGAGCAGUGGAUGUUUUCAUAAGAGUGCUUACUGGAGCAUGAGGCCAGUUUACGGGAAAAUGUCGCUCUCAUUGGCCAAAUUAGCGCAUGUGUUUUGUCUCAGUCCCUUAGUCAAGACUACAUCAGUCCAUUUUGGUAGCGGAGAGAGUGAUGACAGCACAUGUCUUUAUUUGUGAUGGACGAAGAUCGGUGGAUAGAGGGCUGGUUGAUCUGAACUUCUUGCCAACCUGUGUGCUUCACAGUGGCGCUCCUACUUGUCUUAGAGUUAACUUUUACUAUGUGCAAUUUGAAUUGAGGGAGAGGCUGUGCAGAUCAACCUCAAAACACAAUCUAAGCCAAUGGUUUGGAGUGAUGCCUAUAAAUGUUGUUUCUUCUUCUGUUUACUAUAUGAAAUGUGGUAUUUUGCUCUGAGUUUACUGAAGAAUACAUUUUUAAAAACAAAUAAUGUGAAUGUUUACAGUAUACGGUUUAGAUUUUUUUUUCUGCUACUAUAAGAAAAUAAUGACUU